Molecule: messenger RNA, 819 nt
Organism: Besnoitia besnoiti
Lineage: Eukaryota; Apicomplexa; Conoidasida; Eucoccidiorida; Sarcocystidae
Exons: 7
Coding region: 1-819 (272 amino acids)
Source: RefSeq, a predicted model, not a curated record
AUGUGCGGGGUCAUCGGACGCUGCAUCGGCGGGCAAGGAACCGCCUGCAAAUGGAUGAACCUGCGGACCUUCAUGCUCUUCUGGCUCUUCGUUUAUGGUAUCGUCGCGGCGUUCGAGCUCGUGGCGGGGUCGUAUCUGUCCUCCCUGCGCGGCAUAGUGGAUGAAAUCCUCGACAAACUCCGCCUUAUAGCCAACUCGGGGGAACACGAGGGCGUGGGAGAUUACUACUACGACAUCCUCCGGGCGUCCUUCGCGACCUUGUGGAAAACAGGAACGAUUCUCACAGCCACUCGAGGCUGCAUUGACGUCGUCGCGGGCGUGCUGGGCGCGUACGGCAUGUGGAAGGGCCGGCGCGGCCUGCUGUACACGUUCCUGGCCGUCAACGUUAUCAACUUCUUCAUCGACUUUGUGCUUUUCCUGGCCUCCAUGAUUCUCAUCAACACGCUCUACAUCACUUGGUUCUACCCCAUCGCCUCUGUCGUCCCCUUCGCCCUUUACGGAUGGUUGGCGUUGGCAGGGCCCUACGUCUCGACUUUGAUUCUCAGCUACAUCUGGGUUGUCGAGGUCGGCGGCAACGGCUCAGAGGGGAAGGCCUACUACGAGCUGGAAGAAGAGAAAAAAAAAACGGGAACAGAGUCACCAGCAAUGCGGUUUCUUCUUGCAUUGGCUGCGUGUCUCGUGCGCGAAGACGAAAAGACUGGCGGCGCGGAAGACACCGGGGCGAUGACGGACGCUGGAGAAGAUGCCCCAGAAGAGAAGCCUCUGCUGAAGACGGCGAACGCGGAGAAGGACAUCGAGGCCGCCACGGGGGCGGCGUGA